CAGGAUGCCAGCUGAGAGGAGCUAAGAGAAAGUAAAGUACUUAUUUCAGUCCACUUCUGACAGACCUUUCCACUGUACCUGCAGCCAGGUCUGAGAGGAAGUAAGGACUGGUGUGAGGAGGGAGCUGCUAGGUGACAAAGGGAAGAACCCUCAGGAUAGGGCUGUGGUGGGAGUGAGAUUAGGAAGGAAGAGCUGGGUGGGUGGUGGAUGAGAGAAGUAGGCAGACAUGUAUUCCUCAGGGAAAGCUGUGUAGAGGGUUGGAGGGAGGGAAUAUUGGAUGGCUGAGCCGUGUGAGAGCCCAGGGGUGUGAUCAGGGGUCUAUUAACUGGCUCCAACUUCCAAGGUUUUAUCUGUGCAGCCCUUCUCCAAGGAUGGACACUUCUCACGCGAUAAAGUCCUGUGUGCUGAUCCUUCUUGUGACCCUACUGUGUGCAGAAAGAGCUCAGGGACUGGAGUGUUACCAGUGCUAUGGAGUCCCAUUUGAGACUUCUUGCCCAUCAUUUACCUGCCCCUACCCUGAUGGAUUCUGUGUUGCUCAGGAGGAAGAAUUUAUUGCAAACUCUCAAAGAAAGAAAGUAAAGAGCCGUUCUUGCCAUCCUUUCUGCCCUGAUGAAAUUGAAAAGAAGUUUAUCCUGGAUCCUAACACCAAGAUGAAUAUUUCCUGUUGCCAGGAAGACCUCUGCAAUGCAGCAGUUCCCACUGGAGGCAGCUCCUGGACCACGGCAGGGGUGCUUCUGUUCAGCCUGGGCUCAGUCCUCCUGCAGACCCUGAUGUGAUGGUCCCCACCCUUGUCCUUUCAUCCUAAUGUGCAACCACUCUUUCCUGGAGUCCUCUAGUGAUGAAUUAUGAGUUAUAGAAGCUCCAAGGUGGGGGUAGUGUGUGGAACACCCUUUUUUACCUUUGUAGCCCCUGCUGGGUAGGUAGGUGCCCUAUUCCUCUCUAGCGUUUUCAGAUCUGUACUUCCUGGAAUGCCAUUUUGUUGUGGCUUGCUAAUCUUGGUCCUGGAGUCAUGUGGCCAGCACAGGGAAGAGGCAGCAUUCCAAGGUGUUAUGCCAUCACCAUCCACACAUAAGUAUCUGGGGUCCUGCAGGGUUCCCAUGUGUUCCUCUCGAUGUCCCUCUGCUGAGUCCAAUAAACCCUUUGUUCUCCCGGCCAA
This is a messenger RNA of Mus musculus (house mouse), 1156 nucleotides long. It is a transcript of the gene Ly6i, whose product is annotated as lymphocyte antigen 6 family member I. The record is from RefSeq and is marked validated. The transcript is spliced from 3 exons. Lineage: Eukaryota; Metazoa; Chordata; Mammalia; Rodentia; Muridae. Bases 372 to 776 code for a protein of 134 amino acids. Gene Ontology annotation, cellular component: synapse; plasma membrane.